Messenger RNA from Danio aesculapii, 1627 nucleotides. RefSeq names its product arrestin domain-containing protein 4-like. Gene Ontology annotation, molecular function: ubiquitin-like ligase-substrate adaptor activity. NCBI's taxonomy places the organism in Eukaryota, Metazoa, Chordata, Actinopteri, Cypriniformes, Danionidae. Gene Ontology annotation, biological process: protein transport. The transcript is spliced from 8 exons. The record is from RefSeq and is a predicted model, not a curated record. Bases 1 to 1140 code for a protein of 379 amino acids. Gene Ontology annotation, cellular component: cytoplasm; plasma membrane.
AUGACACAUACUGAAGAAAAAACACUGGAUUUGAUCCUUGACAAUGAGCAGAGAGGUGGUUACAGCUCUGGUGAAGUAGUAUCUGGACAUAUUUCACUCAAACUCUCAGAAGAAACCACAGUCAAAACCAUAAAAGUUUUGCUGAAAGGAUAUGCUCAGGUGAGCUGGAUGCAUAAGCAGUCCCGCUGUUCAGAAGAGAGGAAAUACCUUUCCUUAUCUAAGACACUUGUAGGAGCUACAGGUAUCCAAGGCUUCAUCCUUGAUAGUGGCACACAUGUAAUCCCUUUUGUACUGCAGCUACCUCAGAGCCCCUUGGUUUCCUCAUUCUCUGGAAAACAUGGUCGUGUUUACUAUAUGGUGCAGGCAGUUUUAAAAAAGCCUUUCACUGAGAAUCAGUGUGUUUGCAGAGAGCUUUGCAUCAUUAAUCACAUCGAUGUUAAUAUGCCAACAUUAAUAUCUCCUGUAUCACAAACCUGUAAGAAGAUGAUCGGCUGCUGGAUAUUUGCUUCAGGUCCCAUCUCACUGACUGUCAACAUAGAUCGACAGGGUUAUUGCAAUGGAGAAUCAAUCCCAAUCGAUGCUCUGAUUGAGAACCGCUCUUCUCGCCUAGUUUUGCCAAAAGCAGUGUUAUACCAGAAACAGACCUACAUGGCCAAUGGCAAAACAAAAAUCACCAAGCAGGUGGUUUUCAGUGCUAGAGGAAAUGUAGUGGCAUCAGACUUUUCCAGUAGAUGGAAUGGAAACGCACUGAAGAUUCCUCCAGUUUCUCCUUCCAUCUUGAAUUCAGACAUCCUGAGGGUGGAAUACUUCCUUUCAGUUAUUGUUGAGAUACCAGGUGCCAAAAAUCUGAGGGUGCAGCUUCCAGUGGUGAUUUGUACCAAUGUUCUUGGCAACAGCUUUGACAUGAGCAGCCAUUCCACUGUGGGUUUGCUAUACCCCACAUUUACCCUACCAGAUGUAGCUGAAGCCCCUCCCAGCUAUGCAGAGGUUGUGUCAGAGGAAUGGUUUGAGGAGCACAGAACUUUAACCUGUCAGUCACAUCCAGACUGGUUGUUGGAUGGUCCAGGAUUCAGUUGCAUUCGUCAUUUCCACGUCCAGCCUCCUCCAUCUUAUUCAGAGAUUUACCCAAAUGAACACUGAGAUUUUUGUCAAAGAUGCUUUUUGUGGAGAACAGUCAGAAUCACCAUCGUGCCUUUCAAUUGCGCCAUCGUUCCUUUUUCUUCUCUGGAGUGUUUCUGGAUUAUGGACGGCAGAUCAUUGAAAUGUUUCUUCUUUUGUUUUGAUCAUGAGCUCUUUUCAAAGUUCUGAAAGAUGUAGCCUCACACAGCCAGGCCUUGUUUUGACAGGUUUUAUAAUGUUGCAACCUUUUUUUUUCAGUCUCCUAUUUUGACAACUAUUUGACAACUCUCCCAAAUAGUUAGCUGGUUACUGGAGAGACUAAACUCCAAUGUGGACCAAAGGUAAUGCCAUCUGAAGUCUGACAGUGAAGAAAAAAAUCUCAACAUACCAGGAAUGUUUAUUUAUUUAGUAUAAAUGCUAGACUAAGUUUAUUUUGAGGUGUUGCUUUUGGGUUCAGGUUGAAAUACACAACUAUAAUGUUGGUGUCUAGUUUGUCUAUCAUGUCUAA